Molecule: messenger RNA, 2313 nt
Organism: Arctia plantaginis
Lineage: Eukaryota; Metazoa; Arthropoda; Insecta; Lepidoptera; Erebidae
Source: the annotation of a GenBank genome assembly
AUGUUCUCUUCCUUCAGUCCAGUGCCAAUAGCUAGAAAUAUAAGACAUUUGCCGUGCAUAACAAGAAGAUCAAACGAAAAAGGGCUCUGCAUGUUCGCCAUGGACUGCCUCAAAUUCAACGGCACAAACUUAGGUACUUGCAUAGACAGGUUCUACUUCGGCUCCUGCUGCCGAGUACCAGACAAAACAGUCUUAACACAAUUUAUUGGUAAUAACAUUGAAGACAAUUCAAUUGAUAGUGCAAAUUUCGUCCAUCCACAUAUAGAAGAAAAAGAACCUGGAGUGAUCAUAGUCCCAGGUCCAUACGGUAAUAAAAAAACCACGACUACUACAACAACAACGACCACAGAAAAAAUUGAAACAACAGUUACUGAAAAAUCUGAAACAGUAGAAGAUAGAACUGACGCUGUUGAUUUAGAAACAAAAUCUGACGAACACACCAUUAUAGAUAAUAAAAUAGACGAUGAAGCAGAACUGACUACACCAAAUGUUGUUGAAAUCACUCCAAAACCUGAAAACAAGAUAACUGAAGCAGUAGUGACUGAAAUGCCAAUAAAAUUAUCCACUUACCAAUCAGUUUCUAGUGGUUCAAGUAACCAAGUUACUAAUAAACCUGAAACAGAAAACGAUGAUGUAACUUUAGUUACAACACCAGCCGUUAAGCCAAAACCAACUAGAAGACCUGUCCGACCAACAUACAAACCCCCACAAAAGCCUUAUAACACCACAAGACCACAAUACACGUUCUCUACUUUCAAACCUAGACCAGUUAAACCUGUCUUUAACACAACGAGGAAACCUCCAUAUAGGCCAGGAACCAAAAGGCCGACUAAAAAGCCUUUGCCAAUUCCUCCUCGAUUAAAUAUAACUAUUCUACCUCAAGCAACUAGCUCAAAACCAGUAUAUGCUCGGCCUUCGUACGUUUCAAUCACUUACAUCAAUACGACUGUUCCAACAACUCAAUCUACCACGACAACAACUCCAAUUCCAUCAACAAAACCAACCACUACCGAAAUUGUAACAGAGAAAGUAAUCGAACCUAUAACCACAUCUACUGAGGUUACGACAGAAGUUGAGAAAACGACUGAUAAACCAACAACAUCUUUUGUUACUGAAACAACAGAAGCAAAUAAAGAAACAACAGUUGAUGUCAGCGAAGCAACAGAAGCAACUAGCUCACCUGCUAUUGCUACGACAACAGAAACUGAGGUAGUUACCGAAACCGAAGCACCCACAUCGCCACUUCUGACAACUUCUACUGAAUCAAUUAAAGAAGUUUCCACGACACCUGAAGAUGUUGCUACAAAAGAACCAGAACGAGUGACAGAAUCUGAUGCGAGUAAACCACUUGUAGAGUUCACAGUGAACGUUACAUUGUCUCCGACCAUCCCAACAACGACGUCUAGCGUAGGCUUAACAACAUUUAGUUCCGUUUCCUCUGACAAUGUCACUGAAAGUGCUACAGUUUCCAACUCUACUGAAGCGUUGAAACCUACACAAGAGACGACUACACUCCCUGACAUGUCAGACUACAAAAGUGUAUGUGGACGUCGCCUUUGGGAAGGGCCGAAAGGCAGAAUCGUCGGCGGCUCAAAUUCAGGCUUUGGACAGUGGCCCUGGCAAAUCUCCCUGAGGCAGUACAGAACUUCGACGUACCUUCAUAAGUGUGGAGCUGCAUUGCUGAAUGAGAACUGGGCGAUUACAGCGGCGCAUUGUGUUGAACACGUACCACCAUCAGAAAUUCUAGUCCGCCUGGGAGAGCACGACCUAGCACAGAGCGAUGAACCAUACGGCUUCGUGGAGCGAAGAGUUCAGAUCGUCGCCAGCCAUCCACACUUCGAUCCGGCCACAUUUGAAUACGACUUAGCUUUAUUAAGGUUCUACGAGCCGGUAACAUUCCAGCCUAACAUUUUACCAAUUUGUGUCCCCGACAAUGAUGAUGACUACGUUGGGCAAACCGCUUACGUCACAGGGUGGGGUAGACUCUUCGAUGAGGGUCCUUUACCAAGCGUUCUACAAGAAGUUCAAGUGCCAAUUAUCAACAACACGGCCUGCGAGGCGAUGUACCAAGCCGCAGGGUACAACGAGCACAUACCCAAUAUAUUCAUAUGUGCGGGGAGGAGCAAAGGGGGGGCUGACAGUUGUGAAGGUGACAGUGGAGGGCCAAUGGUUUUACGCCGCCAACGUGACGACCGUUUCGUCCUUGGUGGGAUCAUUUCCUGGGGAAUCGGUUGUGCGGAACCCAACCAGCCUGGAGUUUACACGCGAAUCUCUGAAUUCAGAGACUGGAUCAAUCAGAUACUACUGUUUUAG